AUGGUCUUUAUAUACAAAGAAAUUUCAAGGGUGGAUCGUCGAGAAACUGUGAGAUACUGGUCUAGCGCGCCAAGAAGCAAUAAGAAUGUUUUGUGCUCUGCGAAAGGCAAUUGGCCUCGUGGAAAGUCAUGUUACUUCCCUAUCAAAAUAAGAUUUCCCUGGUACAAGGGUCAUUACGAAUGUGCCAAGUUAGGUGGAGGUUUGGCUGUUUUGGAUGAGUUGAAUGCAGAUGAUAUCGAUCAAAUGUGGACUCAGCUGGAUCUGCAAAAUGAAACAUAUUGGAUCGGCCUAACAAUGACCUUGUUAUGGUGGAAAAAAAAAAGGUUGGAGAAUUUACACCAGAAUUUGUGCCCAAAAAAUGUCUUCUUUGUUUUCUGA
Messenger RNA from Helobdella robusta, 378 nucleotides. RefSeq lists its product as hypothetical. Lineage: Eukaryota; Metazoa; Annelida; Clitellata; Rhynchobdellida; Glossiphoniidae. The record is from RefSeq and is a predicted model, not a curated record. Bases 1 to 378 code for a protein of 125 amino acids. The transcript has 2 exons.